Phalacrocorax carbo (great cormorant) is the source of this 5095-nucleotide messenger RNA. Lineage: Eukaryota; Metazoa; Chordata; Aves; Suliformes; Phalacrocoracidae. The record is from RefSeq and is a predicted model, not a curated record.
CAGCCUGCGAUUCAAAGAGCAAAAGAAGCAGGAGCUCAUGAGUGGCAGUGGAGGAGAAACAGAGAGAAAGGGGCAAUCUGGCAUAGCAGGAGGGCAGCCACAGCAUGUGUAGAAGGUAAAUAAGCAAUCACAGUAAAAUAAGGGGCAAUUUGACAGGAAAACGUCGGGUUGCUGCUGCUCUCCUGGUCUGGCUGGAUUUCUUGCAGAUGGGGACUGAAUGAAAUCCUCAUGAUCGUUACAUGCUUGUUCAAUAAUAGCACACCCCAGUCACGUCUCCUUGCAAGCACAUUUCGUUGGAAUCACUGAGCAGAAGCAAAGAAGAGCUGACGACUAUGUGUUUCCAACGCGGGUUGCCGGAGCCCUGUGUUUGCCAUUGGCUGCAGUUUUCUGGUUUAUUUGCAGCUUCCCCCAUCUGGAAUAUGAAAAUGGGAUUGAAGUAGAUAAUUGCUAGCAGCGGGUUUUCAAGAGAGGCUUAGAGGGAACAGAAUGCCUCUUGCACAGCACAGACUGCCUGCGCUGAAAGAGCUCAGAGAGAUGAUUUUAGAUGUUACCCACGUCUGAAUCUCCUGGAAACUUUACUGUGGAAGCAAGCCAUUGCGCACAAUCCUGGAGCUAAGAUCCAAAAGGGGCAAGGAAGGGGCAGCAGGGCCAAACAAUGGGGUACCUUGUCCUUGGAUUGCUCAGAGAAAAGCCAGCAAGCGUUCCUCUCCGCUUCCCAGCAGAAAGGGCAUGAAAGCGACGAUGAACUGAAUUUUAUCCAGCAGAGCUUCAGUGGCUUUUAAGAAGGAUGGGAUACACUGACCCUUCGUCAAGCAGGGAUUUGCUGGGAAACAGAACUUUGUUCUUCAUAUUCAUCUGCGCCUUUGCUGUGGUCACCUUGCUGCAGCAGAUCCUCUAUGGGAGAAACUAUCUCAAAAGAGGGCUGCAGUUUAGCUGGCAGAAUGGAGAGGAAUUGGCAAAUUGGACCGGCACCUUUAAUUUCACGGAUGACGGAGCAGUGAAGAGUGGCAGUGACACAGGCACCAGGUAUUUUGAAUUUUAUGAAGGGCCUUUGGAAUACAACUCUACAAAAUGCCUGGAAUUACGGCAGGACAUCAUUGAGGUGAAGGUUUUGUCUAUGGUGAAGCAGACUGAAUUGUUUGACAGAUGGAAAAGCCUACAGAUGUGCAAAUGGGAGAUGAAUGUCACAGAAGCUAAUUUAUUCAAGUCUACUUUGUCGAGGUGUUGCAAUGCCCCUGCCUUUCUGUUCACCACCCAGAAAAAUACUCCCUUGGGAACUAAACUGAAAUAUGAAGUGGAGACUAGUGGAAUCUUCCAUAUCAACCAAGAAAUCUUCAAAAUGUUUCCGAAGGAUAUGCCGUACCACCGCUCCCAGUUUAAGAAAUGUGCGGUGGUUGGGAACGGAGGAAUUCUGAAGAACAGCAGAUGUGGCCGGGAGAUUGACAGUGCAGACUUCGUGUUUCGAUGCAAUUUGCCUCCUAUAUCUGAGAAAUACUUUACGGACGUUGGGGUAAAGACGGAUGUCGUGACUGUCAAUCCCAGUAUAAUUACUGAAAGAUUUCACAAGCUGGAAAAAUGGAGGAAACCCUUCUAUGACGUGCUCCAGGUCUACGAGAACGCUUCCGUGCUGCUGCCAGCUUUCUACAACACUCGCAACACGGAUGUCUCAAUCCGGGUCAAAUAUGUCCUGGAUGAUUUUGAAUCUCAGCAAGCUGUUUAUUACUUUCAUCCCCAGUAUCUCAUAAAUGUCUCACGCUACUGGCUUGGCCAAGGGGUGCGGGCUAAGAGGAUUAGCACUGGACUGAUCCUAGUGACUGCUGCCCUGGAGCUCUGUGAAGAGGUCCACCUUUUUGGCUUUUGGGCCUUCCCCAUGAACCCCUCAGGGAUUUUUAUAACUCACCACUACUAUGACAAUGUGAAACCUCGCCCUGGUUUUCAUGCUAUGCCCUCAGAAAUCUUCAACUUCCUCCACAUGCACAGCAAGGGGAUCCUGCGGGUUCAUACAGGAACCUGCAGUUGCUGUUGACAGGGACACUUCUUCCUCUGACGCAAAAGUGUAACAGGAACUCGAUGCCUGUGUAUGGUGUAAGAGGUUUUCUUACACCCUGAGAUUAUGCAAUAAUUGUUUGAUAUAAAUUUCCUCAAGGCAUUGCAUCCCAUAAGAUCUAGGAAACCAACCUCUUUCCUGCUCGCAGAGUUGGGACUGUAACAGUGUGGGAGGAGCAAAACUCCUCUGUCACAGGGCAUACACUGCCCUGGAAAACAAGUCAGAUAAGAAGCACUUUUCCAAAAGGUUUAGGGAUAAACAGAGCACAUUAAUGUAGUUAUCAUUUCACUAUGAAAAAGAAACUUUUGAGGAGAAUCAGUGGUGGAGAAUUUUAGCAUAGACUGUAUGACUUUACAUAGGUUUCUGAAUUGAGUACCUUGGGGCAUUGCCAGAUUUUAGUGAAAGCACUCUGGCAUUUUUGAAAAUGUACUCUUUAGCAUUGUAGUUUUAAGGGCAAGUAUAUAACUUGAGGUCUUUGUUCUGUAAUGUCACAAAGUAUUGGUGAAAUAUAGCAGAUAGACAUGAUAGGAACAAACAAGAUCACUUUAUGAAAUUUUUCAGCCAGGAUAGAAGAGAAUGCUAAACUCCCAUUCACAGCAAUAGGUAACUGUGUUAAUCAUGGUGUGCAAUUGUUUUAGAGCUUCUUUCUUCUUCCUUCUUGUGUCUUGUAUUUCUGCUCUCCUCUGCGGAUCAUGUUUUCUUUCUCAUUGACUGUAAUGUUUUCCUUCUAGCCAACGCAUGAGCAAUGUGUGUACUUCCUCCUACAGUGACCAUCUCGGCUUCAGAUUGGAGUCCUUAUUGAAGAAACAUGCUUCUUCACACUUCUGCAAGCUUUUCUCAGGAUGAGUAGCAAGGAGAUAACAUAGUAAUAUUUUCUGAGUUGAUUUUUUAUUUCAAAUAGCACAGCGUAAGAUGGAAAAAGGCAUUUCCUCUUUGAUUUUUUUAAAGACUUUGUAAGGGUAUCCGAAUGUUGAUUCACUGUCGUGCAGGUCGAGUUAAACACUGUCAGGUAUCUGUGAUAAGUACUGGCAGGAAAUGAAGUUAGAAUACAGUGAAGAUACUUUGUGGCUUGGAUUAUGAUGCUUAUUUUAAAAUUAUGCAUUUCAAGAUGUCAGAUGGCUUAACGUGUCAUUUUUGUAUGUUGAGAAUGUUACGAAGAUAGUAAAAGGGCUGGUGUAUUCUUUAAAAAGUCACCUAUGUAACUCUGUCAGUUAUGCCAAGCUUAAUUUUUCAGCUGAUACAGUUAACAUGGCAAAUUCCUGAUGCAGAAAAGGUGCCACAUAUUGCUGGAGUUUAUUUUGUCUGCUUAACUGUGGCGUAGCAGGCUGCUGGUAUAUGCCCUUUCAUACUGGUAUGACUGCGAACACAGGAGGGUGAGGUUUGCUGUUUCAGCUGUGCUGGUGUAGUCAAAUGAACAGAGUUUGCUCACAUAAGUUCUUAGUCCGAAGCACUUGGGCUGCUGUCCAGUGCCUUGUCUUGUCUUACUUAGAUGACAAGAUCUUUGAUCAAAGAUUGGAGUUUUAAGUGCCAGUUCUAUAUGAGGGAUACUUUUUUUGGGAGGGGUGUGUGUGAGGGUUUAAAUCCAAAUCUGGACUUGGAUUUUGAUUUUGUAAUGCAUGAAUGCACAAAGCUUCUUUUAAAAGCUUCCGUGCUAUGCUGAGAGCUGUGAAAACUGCUCACACUACAGAUAAAGUGAUCAAAAAGGAAGUGAAGCACAAUGGUCACCAUUUCACAAGUCCCUACCGACCAGCAGUGACCUGGACAGUAUGUGAGAGUGUAUUUCCUUAACUUUACGCUAGACUCCAGAGGUCUGAUUACUUUAAAAGCAACUCAUGUCCUUGAUAAAGGUGUUAGAGUUUGCUUGGGAAAUACCAGCCAGGGGUAGGUGAAGGACCUGUGCUUAAGCUUUAUAUAUUUGUGUUGUUGUGCUUUUGGUCUUAGAGUUAUACUGUGUGUUAGUGAGCACCACCUCAUACUGACUAGCUGUGAAAUAUGCAGCACACUAAGAAUGAACUUGUAGAUGAAAUGGUUUCCUUGAUUUAAUAUGCAAAAGAGAUCUUUGUCUUUGCUGUGUUUUGUAAAUUUAUGUGCAAAGGGCUUUGAUAAUGAAGUGCUGUAAUGAAAGUGCUAUUUAGAGAGCAACGUGUCUCUGCGGGUUGGCCAUCUUGCUGUGCAUUAGCUUUAUAAGAGUAAUGACGCUGAAGCUGGUACCUAGAGCCCUUACCUUUUAUUCUGCCUGAGUAUGGGACUAGUAGUGACUUCAGUAUGGCUUUGCUGCUGCUACUUUGCUAAGGUUACCUUCUUUAGUAAGGGAUUUUUCUUUAGUAUGGUGAUUGAAGUGAACAAAAGCAACCGAAAGGAGUCUGAGUUGUUGCAAAAGAUACUUCAAAAAGAUGGGAAAGCACUAGAGAAGCAUCCAUAUGUCAGAAAGAAAUGGUGCAAAUCCCUCUUUUUAGUUGCAAAAAUCUUUUUGGACUUUUGGACAGACGAAAGGAUACGCAAAACUGUAAUUACAGUUAAUCAGUAAUUACAGGGUCACAGACAUUUCCUUUCCUUUGUUUGCUUCAUAUAAAUAAGCAACGUAAAUUCACCUAGAUAGACUAUACUGUAAUAAGUGCUGUUUUACUGUGUUUAGAUUUUGAUCAGUUAUAAAUCUAUAGCUACUAUAUUUUUUUAAUAAUUUUAAAAUGUGUGUGCAGGAUACUUGCACGUAUGCACCAAAGGCCCAGUCUUGCCACAUUUAUCUGAAAAAAGUCCCCAUUCAAGUGGAUGGGUAUUUUAUUUGUGUAGGGACUGCAGAAACAGGCCCAGACAUGUCUGUGAAGGUGUACAUAGGUGUGUAGUUACAUAAAAAGAGUGAUUUGCAAUCCAGAAAGAUACUUAAAGAAAUAUAUAUAAAAUAGUCCUUGAGGUGAAAUGCAUGUUGCAACGUAUUUACUUUCUGAUUCAUUUUUCAGGUGUUGCUCAAAAAAAAUGAUUGAAAAACAAUGGCAUUCAUCAGGAAUGCCAUAUGCAGAAGCGUUCAGAUCUCUUUAGGCCUCCUUACCU